AUGAAGCUCACUCUGCAAAACCUCAGCGCCCUCCUACUAGCCUCCCUACCCCUGAGCACAGCUAUCCUUCCCCACUGCGACAACCAAGGCUGGGACUGGGCAUACUACAGCAACCCCCUGCACAACGAUGGUGAGAACUACCCCGGGUUCCGCGCGGACCUCUACAAGACCCGCAACCCAGUCUAUUCCGGCGUAACGCCCUGGAUCGGAGGCCGUCUCGGCUACACGGACGCCAACCCCGAUACCAGUACCUUUUACGGCUCCCCUGUCGAGCUCAACAGCACGUACUUCGCCCUGAACCACCACGCAUACCUGCAUGCCUGCGAGGGCGGCACCUGGCAAUUUGAUAUCACAUCUGUCGACGACGUCGCCUUCGCCUGGAUCGGCGAGACAGCAGUCUCCGGGUGGACUGGCGCGAAUGCUGACGCGAAGGCUGCAUGGACGUUUGUGGGCAAUGGUAACAACCACUGCGGCUCUGCCAGUGUCAGGAAGGACCUCGAGGGCAACCGUUUCCACCACUUGCGUUUCGUCUUCGCGAAUGGUCGGUGGGGCGGCCUCUUUAACCUUACUGUUACGAGUCCAAGCGGUAUCAUCAUGCACCGGUCCGGCCGAGACAGCGAUUGGAUCGUCCGGUAUUCAUGCGGCUUCGACACGUCAGCCUCCCGCUUUCCCGACUUUGGGUCGGAGUCGUGA
Daldinia decipiens is the source of this 693-nucleotide messenger RNA. Its product is annotated as GLEYA domain-containing protein. The record is from RefSeq and is a predicted model, not a curated record. Lineage: Eukaryota; Fungi; Ascomycota; Sordariomycetes; Xylariales; Hypoxylaceae. The coding region runs from base 1 to 693 and encodes 230 amino acids. The transcript has 2 exons.